This is a messenger RNA of Triticum aestivum (bread wheat), 2639 nucleotides long. RefSeq names its product putative metallophosphoesterase At3g03305. Gene Ontology annotation, molecular function: hydrolase activity. NCBI's taxonomy places the organism in Eukaryota, Viridiplantae, Streptophyta, Magnoliopsida, Poales, Poaceae. The coding region runs from base 89 to 2290 and encodes 733 amino acids. The transcript is spliced from 4 exons. The record is from RefSeq and is a predicted model, not a curated record.
GUUCCCUCUGGUCAUUGAAAGCGUAAACUGCAGCCUCUUCGUCCUGCUCCCCUCCUCGGGCCCUCGUCUGCGGCUCUGCGCCUUCGCCAUGGGUCCGCACGGAAACCGGCUGCUCCCCGUUCUCCUGGCCCUCGUCGCCGCAGCGGGGCCCGCGCCGUCGUCCGUCGCCGGUGACGACAGGGCGGUGGCGGAGGUCUCCGGCGCGCCGGAGGGGGUCGUGUGGGUGGCCCAGCUCUCGGAUCUCCACUUCAGCGUGCACCACCCGGAGCGCGCCUACGACUUCCGGCGAUACGUCGGCCCGGCGCUCGCCAUGGUCAACCCCGACCUCGUCUUCAUCACCGGCGACCUCACCGAGGGGAAAAGCAAAGAUCUGCUUACAAUGAAGCAAAAUGAGGUGGAGUGGAUGGAAUAUAGUAGUACGAUGAAGGAUGUCAUUGAGAGUAGCAAGCUUCCAAGGAAAAAAUUCUAUGAUCUGAGAGGAAACCAUGAUAGCUUUGGUGUACCUGUGUCUGGUGGGGACUAUGACUUCUACGAGAAAUAUAGCAUCAAUGCUAACCUAAGACGACAGGGGCGCGUGCAAAGCAUCACUUUGGAGAACAAUGGUCGGAAACAUCUGUUUGUUGGCUUCGAUAGCACAAUGGAGAUCGGACUUAGGGGCCCAACGAAUUUAUUUGGGCAUCCAACUGACAAGCAGCUUAUAGAACUGGACCAAUCACUGUCGCAGUGGGACACUGACUUCAACAAGGCUCCAGUUACAAAAAUUACAGUUGGGCACUUCCCGAUGUCUUUCUCGGCAUUAACAGAAUCAGGAAAAAGUAUCAAGGAUGUCUUUCUGAAGCACUCAUUAGCAGCAUACUUGUGUGGACAUCUUCACACAAGGUUUGGCAAGAAUUUGAAGCGUUACUAUCAUCGAGCAACUCAGGAACCAUCACUGUAUGAACACUACUACCAAUCUAACAUGCACCAAGGCUAUGCAAUGCCGAGUGCUGAAGAGAACUGUUCUGAAGCAGCAGCACCUUUUGAGGAGUUCUGGGAGUGGGAGAUUGGCGAUUGGAAAAGGAGUAGAAGUAUGAGGAUAUUAGCAAUUGAUGAUGGAUUUGUCUCCUUUACUGACAUAGAUUUCAGGUUAGGCUCAAAAAGUGUAAUUAUACUACCUACCUUCCCUCUGGACUCGAGAUUUAUGCAGAGAACAUCUGCUCCUCGUGAUUUCAAAUGUCACACCAUGGGAGCUUCAACUUUUGAUACGGUGAGGGCGCUUGUAUUCUCUCGACAUGAGAUAGUAACUGUCUUAGCAAAGAUAUAUGACUCAAGACCAGGAAACCUUGAAGUGGUAUUCGACAGCGAAAUGAAAAGAGUGAGUGCCAAUGAUUCUAGAGGAGAUAUGUAUUUGAUUCCGUGGAACUGGAGAGCAUUUGCAGAUCCUUCUCCAGAUCGGUACUGGCUGCAAAUCGAAGCGAUGGAUAUAACAGGUGACAUUAGUGUCAGCCAGUUGAGGCCAUUCUCUGUGAAUGGGUUGUUUGCAGAAGUUAACUGGACAUGGAAGGAGUUUUUCGUGAUGGGCAUCCAGUGGGCGUCGGUAUAUCACCCCGCACUGCAGUGUGUUCUUGCUCUGAUUUUCACACUGCUUCUUGUGCCACGAGCUUCAGUAGUGCUACUUAAGGAUCAACAAUCUGUGUACACAUAUCUGCGUGCAGGCGGUAGUCAGUAUACAUCACUGAAGUAUCUACUUGGUGGUUUUAUCUGGCUUUUUGUUGAGCUGUCCAGGAUGAUUCUUGUGUGGUCUUUGCUGUUGGUGUAUAUAAUCUAUCUGUUGGUCUUCCCUUGGUUUUCUGGUCACCCUGUAACCGAGGAUAGUAGCCUCGCAUCCAUGACAUUCAGAGGUUGGGCUCUUAAAAAUGGUAUGAAAACUUUCCAUGCCGGCACUCCAGACGUCAUGGUCAUCGUUCUACCUCACCUCUGUUUUGUGGUAUUGCCUACGAUUGUGAUUCUUGCCGCGAUGGCUGCCGAGAGGACUGCAUUCCGAGAACACUACCUCUCACAGUCAGGAAAGAAGAAAGAUGAUCCCCACCAAAAGAGCAGGAGAGAGGUAGGGCAUGAUAGCUUGUGGAGCGGUCGCUGGAUAAGGAAAAUCUUCAUCGCUUUCUGUUUGGUGGUUCUGUGGAAACACUGGAAGCUGUGCAGAGCUCUUAUGAAGGCCUAUGCCAUGGACCCUCUGCUCCAUUCUCCGGUGCUCUUCUACUUCAUACCGGCGCUCAUGGCGUUUGCUGUCUACAGAACCUUGUCCAUUUAGCUGUUUCAGGGCCCUGCUCGGAGCACCGUGCUAUAUUUCGGCAGAGUUGCAAAGGCACUGCAGACGAAGCACCGUGCUAUAUUUCGGCAGAGUUGCGAAGGCACUGCAGGCGGAGCACCUCGCGGCUGAAGAUUUUAUUGGCCGGGUCACUCGCUACUACUUUUUUGUUUGUUUCUUUUGGAGAGUAGAUCUGUUAGACCAUCUAUCUAACAUGCAUAAAGACACUGUCAGCAUUGUACUGGACAUAAUUUAUACAGACUAAACGCGUCAUUUCUUCAGAACUAGGGAGUUAAGAACUUAUUAACACUGGGUGAAAUUCUUUGAGCCCUUGCAAUGAGCAACACCAUUC